CAGGAAGUUAUUUCCAGGUUUUUUGUCACAUUCGCACCUUUAGACAUGUGAACAGUUCUUGGUAUAUUUCUUAAAGUGAUCUCUAUUUGCCAAGUAUGUUUUUGUCACAAUGUGCUCUAUGUUAAUGUUGCCAUUGUUACAUCAACAACAAUGAUGCAAAUAUUGACAAUGGCAGAAAAGUCCCACAAAUCAGAAACAGGCAUGUGCGUCACUGAGGCACUUGAGGAUGUGAAGUACCCUGCAUGACGUAUUUUAUGCAAAAUGGUUUCAAGUCAACGACCUCUAUCAUCAGUACAGUACCCUAGAGGUUACUCACCUCAAUCUUGUAGUAGAGAGCAUAUUUUUGAGAAGAGUUAUGCAGAAUGAAGGUUAGAACUUGUAAAAGCCUGAAGUGCGUUAAUAGUAGCAAAGUUACAAACAACUAAAGUGACUAUUGCUUUUAUUACCUUUGUUUGCCUGAGGUUUAUACAAUAUUGCGUUCACAUAUAUAAUAGUUUUUCACCACAGUUGAUAUUGCAUCAGCUCUUUUGAUCAUCCAUGCAUCUCAUUUGAAGUCCUUGUACAGUUUGUUGUAUAAAUGAUUGUGAAUUAGAGCAUCAAGGAUCUGAUUGAAGGAAACUGAGCAGAAGUGUACUCCAUGACUGAAAAGCACUUGUGAUAGAUGACAAUGAAGGGCGAGAGAUUUACUCAAUGAGGCUUAGUUGUUCAGUAUUUCCUGCCUGUGAUCUGAGGUCACUUUCUAUUACCUUGACAAUGUACAGGUACUUUAAAUUUCACUUCUCUAAUGUACCGAAAAAGUUCAAAUUUCAAGAUUUUUUUUACAAAGAAAUCUGGCAGUCUGAGGUAGCAUUAAGCAGUACCAUCACAUCAACAAAAGACAAGAGGCUUAGCUGUCAUGUGGUGGCUCUUGAGCAAUCGGAUUAAAAAAACAAGUUGUCCGCAUCCGGUUUGUAAACUGUUUUUUACGUGGGAUUAGUCAGCAUAUUAUUAGUAGCGCUGUGCAUUCCAGCCCAAGAGAAGUGGCAAAGCAGUCGGUGUGUAGUCUGUGCAGAUCUAUGUGCCCAGUCUAGUAUGAUGCAUCCUAUUUGGUGGAAGAGGUCUACAUGGACCAUUUUAGGGAUGCUGUCCAUUUGGCUCCUUAUCAACUUGAGCCUUCUAAAUUACAACUUGGGAAAAGGCACGACUCAGUCACUCACUAUCGCACCAAAGGUAGGGAAUCGCAGAAGUGAUGUUGGAAAACACUCAGAGGUGGAAAAUACAGAUUUUUCUACGAGCGGAACAGAAGCUCAAACAGCAAAGAAGCACAAAGUCCUCAACGUUGAUGCAACAACGGAGCCAAGGGAUCCCCGAGCACCUGGUGCAGGAGGAAGGGCAGUGAGGGACGCCAUGCCGCAGCACCAGGCAGACAUCGAGGCUGGCUGGAAGGCUGCCUCUUUCAACCAGUUCAUCAGCGACCUCAUUCCAUACGAGAGGUCCCUCCCAGACACAAGACCACUAAGAUGUGCUGAGCAGGAGGUGGCAGAUGACUUACCCACGACAAGCAUUAUCAUAUGUUUCUGUGAGGAGUCUUGGUCUACCCUGUUGAGAUCAGUACACAGUGUCAUCAACAGGUCUCCACCACAUCUGGUGGAAGAAAUCCUUCUCAUAGAUGAUGCCAGCACACGAAGCCACCUCAAGCUGAAGCUGGACCAGUACAUGUCAAAGUUUCCCCAAGUCAAAGUCAUCCAUCUAAAAGAGAGAGCUGGACUGAUUCGGGCAAGACUGAAAGGGGCAGAGCUUGCUACGGGAAAGGUUCUGACUUUCCUGGAUUCCCACAUAGAGUGUAACGUUGGAUGGCUGGAACCCCUACUGGACCGUAUCAGAGAGGACAGGACAAGGGUUGUUUGUCCAUCCAUAGACAGGAUAAAUGAAGUGACAUUCGCGUAUGAAGUGGCAAACGAGAAUGUCCGUGGAGGGUUUGACUGGGAGCUGUUCUUCCAGUGGGUUCCCCUCCCAGCAGUCGAAGCCAAGCGCCGUACCCAUAGUAUCUUUCAACAUGAGGUCAUCAGGUCGCCGACCAUGGCAGGUGGCCUGUUCUCCAUAGAUCGGGGGUUCUUCUACGAGCUUGGUGCUUACGACCCAGGGUUCCAAAUAUGGGGUGGGGAGAACCUGGAGCUGUCAUUUAAGAUCUGGAUGUGCGGAGGCAGUCUGGAGAUUGUGCCAUGCUCGCGUGUCGGUCACGUCUUCCGAAAGUCUCAACCCUACAACUACAACAAUGCCAGUAGCAUCAUGGAGGUUGUGCAUCACAACAACGUACGUCUGGCUGAAGUUUGGCUGGACCAGUACAAGAAGAUCUACUACGCCCUGCACCCUGGCAUAGGGAUGGAGCUCGCAAAGAUGGGAGACAUUUCAGAGCGGAAACUGUUGCGGAAAAAUCUUGAUUGCAAGAGUUUCCAGUGGUAUUUGGAAAAUGUCAUCCCAGAACUCCACGUCCCAGACACCAGAGUUCGAGCGCGUGGUGAAAUACGGAAUGGAGGGGGGAUUCCGAUCUGCGUGGACUCCUUUUCAGAGACAGAAAUUGGAGCAUUUGCCUGUCAUGGAAUGGGAAACCAUCAACUCUUUUCAUUGAGGUUGGAUGGUAAGAUCAUGUACAAGUUUGACGACUCGGCUUGUCUAACCUAUGGAGAGAACAGACUCCGCAGACCAGACCAGCUGAAGAUUGCCAAAGGGCCCUGUGACAGGAGAGAGGCCAUAGUGUGGAGUCACAGGCAGUCUGGACCCUUCAUGGAUAAAGCCACAGGAUUGUGCAUGGACAUCACCACUGACUUGCGUGAACUGGUCCUAGUACCAUGUUCAGGGGGAAAGUUUCAAACCUGGUCCUUUGGGAAUUAUUAUGAUGUUGAAGAAGAAAAGCUGUGAUACUUGUUAAGAGCACUCUAAUUUACACGCACUGUAUAUCUUCCUGUAAACUUUGUAGUUCAGGGAGUUAUUACUUAUACAUGUAGGUAGGAUAUUGCACUAGGAAAUUUGUUGGACCAAAUUAUGUUUUCCUAAUAAAAGUAUUUCUGAAUCACUGUUUGUUGGAUAAGAGCCAUGUGCCAGGUGAAAAUAAAUGAAUAAAGAUAAUGAAAAAAUAAGAUAAAAAAGAAAAUGUUAGCUUAGACUGUGGGACAUGCAUUAUCUUACCUCAACUGAGUAAGACAGACCUGUGUUUGAUUUGUUUCAAUGACACCAGCCUCACAAACUGCUGUCAAAAAUCAUGUUUAAUAUUAUGUAUGCUGUCAUAAAGAUCUAACUCAAAAGACAGUCAUUAAAAGUAAUGAAUGUGUCUAUUACUUAUCAGGGUUUACCUCCAUUGAGGGAACCAUUACAUCUUUAACUCCAUGUCAGAAGGAAGGGUGUCUUCUGUACUGCUGUUAUUGAUUGAAUCAGUCAUUUUUAUUGCCUGAGUAUGGCAAAUUAGCAGCUCAUUCAUCAACCUGACACUGAUUAUACCUCCACAAGGCAGCAGACAGCUCUAUAAUGAAGCAAUAAAUGAAACGUAAUGAAGCACAGAAAAGACUGCACUUGGUAAAUUUGAUGGUCGCCAACGUUGGACACGAAAAUUGGACACACCUGCCGGCUUCACACUCAGCUGGGCCCCGGUACGGGAGGGGUCGCGGGAGCACACGUGAAGUAGCGGUGUGACAUUUAGACUCCGCGUCAACAGUUGUUUUGUGGGAUAAUGGUGCAAUGAUAAAGAAAGGUUGUGGCCCGCCCCUCGCUGGAAAUAAAGGGGAUGCUCGGCACUUAACUGUCCGUGCCGCUUGUAAUGCCUGUGACCUCUGACAUAUGACAGGUAGUCCUGUCACACCUUGUCAGCAAACGGCCAUUGGUCCAGGCUUAAACAAAGUCAGGUUCAGCAGAAGAUGACAGAAUAUAGCAAUACUGCUUUAUUAAAGUAUGAUAAGGUGUGAAGGAGAAUCAGUUAUGAGUGCAGUUUCUUUUCUAUGGGUUACUCUUACUUAACCUACAGUGGACUCAUGUCUUGAUGUUUGACUGUUAGGAAAAUAUGCUAUCAUACAUGUAAGUAAUUUAAAGAAAAUUAAAGAUUCUUUAAGCUUUCCAAAUAAAAUUGAUUUUUGUAGUUAUCAUCGGCAAGUUUUGUCCAUUUACUUCUAGAUCAAUA
This is a messenger RNA of Branchiostoma belcheri (Belcher's lancelet), 4147 nucleotides long. RefSeq names its product polypeptide N-acetylgalactosaminyltransferase 13-like. The record is from RefSeq and is a predicted model, not a curated record. Lineage: Eukaryota; Metazoa; Chordata; Leptocardii; Amphioxiformes; Branchiostomatidae. Bases 1072 to 2898 code for a protein of 608 amino acids. Gene Ontology annotation, cellular component: Golgi apparatus. The transcript is spliced from 2 exons.